This is a messenger RNA of Paramecium octaurelia, 873 nucleotides long. The record is from the annotation of a GenBank genome assembly. NCBI's taxonomy places the organism in Eukaryota, Ciliophora, Oligohymenophorea, Peniculida, Parameciidae.
AUGCUAACAACUAUUGAUUUGUAAAUCAACAGCUAAUCACUCUAAUUUAUAUUGAAUAAAGGAGAUAAUUUAUGGAAAAAAGUGUAAGAAUUUUGUAGCAAGUAUAAUUUACAAAAGCAUUAAGAUCAAAUUUUUAAUCUAAUUUACAAUGAAUUUGCGAAUGUGGAAAAAUAUGAAACAAUUUCUUUGCCAUCAAAUAAAGCUUCCACCUCUCCAAUCUCGCAAAGAUAAAAAUGGGAAAAAAAAAACUAUGUUCAGAAAUCCAAUAAAAACAUCAGCCCGGCUACUAAACUUCUUACACCUAAAAAGUCUCCUCAUAAAAAUUCAAAGACUUCUUCAUUUGUUCAUUUGUAAAACAAUCAAUUUGAGGAUAAAGAAUUAAAGUAAGAUAGCAAAAUUUAUCAAACCCCAAAUGUAAUCCAUUACAAAAAGGAAAAUUUUUAUUUGAUAGAAAAAAGUGAAUAAUAGUAAGAUAAGUAAGAUAACUCUUUAAUUAACAGCAUUGUGAAACUUGAUAAUUUAAUUAAAUCCAUAUAUAAACAAAUUGAAAACGUUAUAAUUGAACCCAGUGUUUAUCCAAUUUGCAUAUAAUUAUAUAAGAGACUAUUAAGUACUUAAGAGUACAGAAAGACAUUAAAAUUAAAUAUUAUUAAUUUUGAUCUUUUAGAAAAUAAAGAAAUUUAUGUUUUGGAAUAAAUCGUCCAAAAGUAUUCAUUAUCCUAAGCAAUAGAAAUGAGCAAAACUUAAUUUAUAAUUUUAAUGUUAGGCUUGAUUAUUUCAGAUGGAGACAAUAUGAAUAAGAAAGGAGUCAAAGUAAAAGAAUUAAUCAACUUCAAUCCUUUGUUAACUCCACAUUAUCAACUUUACUGCUGA